GAUGGACAGCGGCGGCAGCCAAUGGCCUUGCAGCCCUGCUGCGCUCGCGCUGCCCGCUCCCUGUCUCUGGAGGCUGUGGCGGUUCCGUGGGGAGACGCGGCCGCGGCUGUGUCCCGCCGGGUUCAUCGUCUUCUCCUCCCCCCGGGACUCUUUCAUUUCUGUCCCAGUCCCUGCGGUGCCUUGGCUGGCAUCGCUGGCUGCUACUGGAGUUCCCUGCAGGGAGCCCUCGGUGCGCGGGGUAGCUCCUGAGAGGAGCUCCCGCCAGUGCUGACAGCUGAGGGCAUGUCACAGUUCCCUCAGUUGCUGCUGAGAACUGACACGGCUCAUGCCGAGCCCUGACUUUAUACCUGAAACUUCACCCAUGGCCCAUCUCAUACUCGCCCUGUUCCAGAGGGAGGGCCUCUCUCGAGGCCCGUGCAUCUCUGUCAGCUUGACUUGGUUACAGCAGUAUCAGGGCAUUGAUAAAGAUCGAGAUCUCUGCAUGUGCCAAGGCCAGCUGCUCUGUCACAUCUGUUGGGCACCGACACAUUUCAUUGUAGGCAUCAAUGUCAGUGUCAGGAACAUAAACCCUUGGCAGGUGUGUGAGGGGACCAUGGGCAAGAACAGACAUGGCAGGAACAUGAAGGGACAUUGUCAAGGGCAGCAGGAAUUUUGCUGCUGUUUUGGUUGGCAAAAGGUGCAGAGGGGGCUGCAGCUGUUUUGGGUUGCUUCUUUCCUCUGGCAUCCAUUGAUUUUAUCUUACAGAUGUAUUUUUUAAAUAGCUCCUGGGAUUGGCUCCUUCUUUCUGGAAUAAGCUUGGACCUCUUAUAGGUCCUGGUCCUGUGAGAUGCUGCUUGCUGUGGCACACAGUUGAGAGUUUCUGGAGCUAUGUCCUUCAUGGAGUACAAAUAUUGCAUUGGCUGAGUACAAAUUGUGGGUUUGUAGUGUGUUUCCUUGUCUGUGGGUCCCACAGAAAGGAACUGAGUGCGUGGAUUGCUUUAAAUAAGGGUGAGGUGCUGGUUCAGGCCUCUGCAUAGCAACAGAUAAGCUCUGGGCUGGCUUAUCUUCUCACAGAGAAUUUACAUUUGCUUUCCUUUGUCUCCUUUCUGACUUCUUUCAGCCUCAGCUUAUUUAUUCCCAUAAGUCAUGUUCCCAUCCUUGACUCUGCCCUUCUCUCUUGCAUUACUCACUUGGCUUCCUCUCUGCUUCCCCUCUUUGCCAGCUCCCUCCUUCACCCUCCGAUCUCCGAGCUGCAGCCACCAUGUCUGAAUCCUCCCCCAGACCAUUUCCCCAGGCUUCUCCUCUGCUCCCCUCUGACAGGCACCUCCUUAAUGUCAGCAGCCAACUCUCAGCUAAUUAUCUGGCUUGCUGAUUAGCAGUUUGUGCGGGCAGAGCUGGCUGGGGCUUUUUGUUAAGGCUCUGAGCAAAUGCCAUUUCACGGCUCCUGGUGCUGGGAGCUGUCUUGCUGCUUUCCUGCUUGUAGCCCUGUGGACUCUCCAUAGCCAGGUGGCUCAGGUGGAUGAAUGGGAAUUGUGGCUCCAGAGGGGCUAACGCCAGAGCUUGCUCUCUGGAGCACAGGGAUGAGGAAGCCUCGGCGGAGGUGCCGGCAGCACCUGGAGAGGAGGCGUUCUCCCUCGCCCUACAGCCUCAAGUGCUCGCCCAGCCGCGAGACGCUGACCUACGCGCAGGCCCAGCGCAUCGUGGAGGUGGACAUCGACGGGCGGCUCCAUCGCAUCAGCAUCUACGACCCCCUGAAGCUCAUCACCGAGGACGAGCUGACAGCCCAGGACAUCACCGAGUGCAACAGCAACAAGGAGAACAGUGAGCAGCCCCUCUUCACUUCCAGAUCUAAGAAAACACCUUCCAAAGGCAAGAAGAAAGAGUCCUGCUCCAAACAUGCGCCGGGGAUAUCUUUGCACUUGCCCCAGCCCAAGUUCCGUGUGGUGGACUCCUUCAGCCAGCCAGAUGCCCCUCCCCUCCCUGCUGCCUACUACCGGUACAUUGAAAAGCCUCCCGAGGACCUCGACGUAGAAGUGGAGUAUGACAUGGAUGAGGAGGAUCUGGCGUGGCUGGAGAUGGUCAACGAGAAGAGAAGGGCUGAUGGUUAUGGGACAGUUUCUGCUGACACUUUUGAGCUGCUGGUGGAUCGGUUGGAAAAGGAGUCGUACCUUGAGAGCCGGAACAACGGGGCUCAGCAGUCGCUCAUUGAUGAGGAUGCCUUCUGCUGUGUCUGCAUGGACGAUGAGUGUCACAACAGCAAUGUCAUCCUGUUCUGUGACAUUUGCAAUCUGGCCGUGCACCAGGAGUGUUACGGUGUGCCCUACAUCCCUGAGGGGCAGUGGCUUUGCCGCUGCUGUUUACAGUCCCCUUCUCGCCCUGUGGAUUGUGUCCUUUGCCCAAACAAAGGGGGAGCCUUCAAGCAGACCAGUGAUGGCCGCUGGGCUCACGUGGUCUGUGCCAUCUGGAUCCCAGAGGUCUGCUUUGCAAACACUGUGUUCCUGGAGCCCAUCGAAGGGAUCAAUAACAUCCCUCCAGCUCGGUGGAAGCUCACAUGCUGUAUCUGCAAGCAGAAGGGCAUGGGAGCUGCUAUCCAAUGCCACAAGGUGAACUGUUACACUGCCUUCCAUGUCACCUGUGCACAGAGAGCCGGGCUCUUCAUGAAGAUUGAGCCCAUGAGGGAGACCAGCAUCAACGGCACGACGUUCACCGUGCGCAAGACUGCCUACUGUGAGAGCCACUCCCCGCCUGGCACGGUGAGAAGAGGGUGUCCAGCUGCUGGUGGGGAUUGGCAGGAGGUCACUGUGAAGGAGGAGGAAGAGGAGGAAGCCAAUUCUGGCCCUCCCAAAGGGUCUGUGAAGAAGAACCAAGUGAAAUUGAAGCAAAAGAUCAAAAAGGAGCCCAGUGACAUGACCAAAGGGCGUUCGUCCAUGCCUGUGGUGGCUGUUGCACAAAUUCCCUCUUACAGGCUGAACAAGAUCUGCAGCGGGCUCUCCCUGCAGAGGAAGAACCAGUUCAUGCAGAGGCUGCACAACUACUGGCUGCUGAAGCGGCAGGCGAGGAACGGGGUGCCCCUGAUCCGGCGGCUGCACUCGCACCUGCAGUCCCAGAGGAACGCCGAGCAGAAGGAGCAGGAUGAGAAGACGAGUGCAGUGAAGGAGGAGCUGAAGUACUGGCAGAAGCUCCGGCACGACUUGGAGCGGGCUCGGCUGCUCAUCGAGCUCAUCCGGAAGAGGGAAAAGCUCAAACGGGAGCAGGUGAAGGUGCAGCAGGCUGCCAUGGAGCUGCAGCUGACCCCUUUCAACGUCCUGCUCCGCACUACCCUGGACCUGCUGCAGGAGAAGGAUGCUGCGCAGAUCUUCACAGAGCCUGUUAACCUGAACGAGGUUCCAGAUUACCUGGAAUUCAUUUCCAACCCAAUGGAUUUUUCCACCAUGAGGCGGAAGCUGGAGUCCCACCUGUACCGAACCUUGGAUGAGUUUGAGGAAGACUUUAACCUUAUAGUUGCCAACUGCAUGAGGUAUAAUGCUAAAGACACGAUUUUCCACCGAGCAGCUGUCCGGCUCCGGGACCUCGGGGGAGCGAUUUUGCGUCACGCGCGGCGCCAGGCCGACAGCAUCGGCUUUGACACUGGCGUGGGGAUUCACCUGCCUGAGUCGCCCAAGCCCCACGACUUUUACCGCUUUUCUUGGGAGGAUGUGGAUAAUAUCCUGGUCCCGGAGAACCGGGCUCACCUGUCGCUGGAGGCGCAGCUGAAGGAGCUGCUGGAGAAGCUGGACACGGUGAGCACCAUGCGCUCCAGCGGCGCCCGGACGCGGCGCAUCCGGCUCCUGCGGCGCGAGAUCAACUCCAUCCGCCACAAACUGGCCCAGCAGCAGAGCAAGGCCCUGCCCAACGGGGACACUGUGCCACGGGAGGGGCUGGAGACGACAUCCAGGGAAGGGGAUGAGGAAGGGGAGAAAGCAGAUGGUGCCAAGCUGCCAUACCCUCCAACGCUGGAGCCCACAGGACCUGCACCCACCCUCUCAGAGCUGGACUCUCUGCAGGACCCUCCAACGCUCAAACCCAUCAGUGAGAGCAGGUCCCUGCACCAGCUGCAGAGGAGGAUGGUGUCGGACAGAGAGCUCUUCGACAAGAAGGCUCUGCAGCAGGAGAGCCAGGCUUUCCACCGCCUGCUGUCCAACAACGGCCUCAACGGCCUGGCCCUGCCGCCUGCAGACAGCCCUGCCAGCCCCGCCCUCAGCAGCGUGGGCCGGCGGACAUCGGUCCUUUUUAAAAAAGCCAAGAACGGUGUGAAGCUGCAGAGGGGUCUGGAGUGCUCCCUGGAGAACGGGGAGGAGCACAGGCAGGACGGGGAGCGGCAGGCACGGAAACGCUCUGCCCUGGGCAGUGGGCUGGUGCUGGAGGCCUGCAGUGGUUUGGUGCCUCCCAAGCGGAGCCGAGGGAAGCCAGCUCUUUCUCGGGUGCCCCUCUUGGAGGGUGUGAAUGGAGACUCUGAUUUUAGUGGCUCAGGCAGGCCUCUCCUGAUGUCCUUUGAGGAGGCUGAGCUGGAGCCCCUGGAGCUGGUGUGGGCCAAGUGCCGUGGUUAUCCCUCCUACCCUGCCUUGAUUAUCGACCCCAAGAUGCCGCGCGAGGGUUUGCUGCACAACGGAGUCCCCAUCCCUGUGCCCCCCAUGGACGUCCUGAAGCUGGGGGAGCAGAGGCAGACAGAGGCAGGAGAAAAGCUCUUCCUUGUCCUUUUCUUUGACAACAAGAGAACCUGGCAGUGGCUGCCACGGGACAAAGUCUUUCCCCUGGGCGUGGAUGACACCGUGGACAAGCUGAAGAUGAUGGAGGGACGCAAAACCAGCAUCCGCAAGUCGGUGCAGGUGGCCUACGACCGAGCCAUGAUCCACCUGAGCCGAGUGCAGGGGGACAACCCCUUCAUCCCUACCUACCUGUGAGGGGCUGCUGGGGCAGCCUCUGCUCCUCCACACCCACUGCACUGCAGAGUGCAGCACCUCCAGCAGCUGUCAGCACCCCUCAGAGCACCCUGAAAUGUGCCAAAAAAACCCUGGUCCAGCUUCUUCCUGAAUGUGUCUUGCUGAAGAGCUGGCAGGAGGUGAAAUGUAGUCUACAGGGGGUAAGGUAGGUAGGAAAAGCUGACAGGUGACAGGAGCCAAGGUGAGUUGCUGUGGUGAGCAGAGCACACAGCACUUGGAUGUUGGGACCUCAUGCAGCGUCCCCUGCCCCUGCCUCUCCUGGACUACCAGGGUUUUGGGUCAUCAGCCAGUCCCAGGUAAUGCCUGGGAACCUGGCACCCCCAGGAUUCUUUACAGAAAUCCCAACUGGACUUUUCUUGUGCCAAAUUUACCCUAACCAUCAUUGGCCUUUUCAUUUUUCUUUAAAUGACAUUGUCCUAUCACAUAAAAACCACAAAGAAUCAUAGCUGGGAGCUCUGAUUGUGAUUCUCCUGCCUAAGUCCAUCGUGUUUUCAUGUUUAGAUUUCUCUCACUGCAUUUAGAAAAGCUUGAGGUUUUGGUAACCUUCCCCCCCUGCACAUUUUCAUGCACUGAUGCACAGAGCUUUAAAGAUGAAAAUCAAAUUACCUGAUCUGUGUCUGUAUGUAUGUCUUAGAAAUUGAUUUUGUAGUUUCACAUUUCAGCUCUGGUUUCUGUGACUCUGCUUGUUGCAGUAACAUUUCAUAUCAUGACUUAGCACAGUACCUAAGAAAAGAUAACUUCCUUUUUGUAAGAAGUAAUUUUGGAGGUGGCUGUUGAGCUGAAGCAGCUCUUCAGGCACUGAGGUUGAUCAGGGUUGAAGGGAGAUGCAUCUUUUGUGUUGGUUUAUGCACAUUUGGUGUAAGGCUCCUCUUCCUUUUUUCCCCCUUCCUCUUUUCUGUCUCCCUGUUUUCCUCUGCCACGUUUUGGACUGAAGCCAAGCACUGAGCAGAGCACACAACCCUCCUGCUGCUUCACCUUCUCCCACACGUGCACAUCCUUCCCUGGUGUGUGGGUCUCCAGUGUUGUCAUCCAGCUAAACCCAGACACUCCCUGUUGGUUUGGGUUUGCAUUGCAGAAAAACAGGGACAAACUGAUGUUUGGGAACUUGGUGUCUAAAUCUUUUCUAUUAGCCAAGGACUUUAUGAUUUCUCUGAUCUCUUCUGUUGCAUAUCCCUUUUUGCUUUCCCAUUUUAAAGAGCCAAAGGUGCAAAGCAAGAUUGUAGAUUGAAGAUCAUCAUUUUGCUUUUUAACUCAGUAUUUUUAAAUUAUUUUUAACUUUUUCAUACUGAAGAGAAUGUGGAGUCAAAAUAAUAAUAAUUAAUGAUAAUGAAUAGUAGGGAGUAAUCACUGCCAUUUCUACUUGCUCUACUUUUUUAAAAUACCACUUCUUAUACAUUGGGGCAUGGAACUGCAGUUGAAGGAAUUUUAAGAUUCCUUUAACAUACAAAGAUGGGGCAUAGGAGUUUAUAAAAAUAUUAAUAGUGAUAAUAGUGCCCAUGGAGCGUGGCUAGGGAAGGAUGUUGUGUAUAUAGUUGUAAAAUGUUCUAAAUUAUUUAGACCUAUUGUCACCAUUCUUGAAGUCCUCAGUUGUGUUGCUGGGUCUUUUAUAUGCACACAGUGUAAUUUAUUUAAAGGAACAUACACUUUUCCAGGUGGUAGCUCAGCUGUGGACUAGUGACCUGUGUAUAUGUUUUAAGGUCUUGGGAGUUGGUCUAUUUUUUUUUUUUUUUCAUUUUGUUUGGUUUUUAAAUGAGUUUAGAAUUUGGAUUGGCUGAUAUCCUGUUGUUGCUACAGAACCUAAAUGUUACUGUCAGUCUGCUGUAAAGCACAGAUUGCUCUAUUUAUUGUAGAAAGUGAGUUUAUUUGCUUUCUAGAAUUGUUUAUAUCAGAUGGUAUAAGAGAAGUAAUAAGAAAAUCUAUGCUUGUAAAGAAAAAAAAAAGCUAAUUUUACCUACUAUAAUCUGACUGUCUGAGACUAUAUUUUCUCUCUGAGAAAUAAAUGUUCUAAUGUAUGGAAAAAAAAAGCAAAACAACAAAA
Molecule: messenger RNA, 6996 nt
Organism: Taeniopygia guttata (zebra finch)
Lineage: Eukaryota; Metazoa; Chordata; Aves; Passeriformes; Estrildidae
Gene: BRPF3
Product: bromodomain and PHD finger containing 3
Biological process (GO): regulation of transcription by RNA polymerase II
Molecular function (GO): protein binding
Source: RefSeq, a predicted model, not a curated record